Messenger RNA from Prunus armeniaca (apricot), 918 nucleotides. The record is from the annotation of a GenBank genome assembly. NCBI's taxonomy places the organism in Eukaryota, Viridiplantae, Streptophyta, Magnoliopsida, Rosales, Rosaceae.
AUGGAAGCUACAGCUGCCCCUAGUGUAAUUGCUAAUCUGAAACUUCUUAACCAUGAUAACUACGAAGAUUGGAGCUUCCGGAUGCAAAUCUACUUGUUGGCUGAAGAUCUUUGGGACUUUGUCAAUGACACCAAUCAACCUCCAAGACGAGACGCUGAAUUUAAGGUUUGGAGCAAACUUAAUGCCAAGGCUUUACAUGUAAUUCAGAGUUCUUGUGGGGAUGAUACUUAUUCUUUAAUUCGGGGCAUCUACGUGGCCAACGUUGCCUGGAAUACUUUGGCAACAAAGUUGAAGCCAGCUGAAGCAUCAAAAACCACAGAUGAGGAAUCUGAACUUCACACCAACCACACCCUAAUCAGUGGUGAUGCUGGUGUAGAGGAAGACUCUACAAUCGAAGUUCGAGUUGAAGGACCUGAAGGCGAUGCCAAUGACUUGUACAUGCCUUUCUUCCAAACUUUGUUAGACAAUGAUUGGGAUGCUGCCAUGGAGUAUGCUAGGCAACAUCCUGAGAAACUAAACGCGACCUUUGAACAAUUCGACAAUGGGACAGCUCUUCACUUCGUAGUCUCAAACGGGAGGUUUGAAAUUGCAAAAGAGUUGGUGCAGCUAAUGAGCGAGGAAGACUUAGAAAUACUAGACUCUAUUGGUCGAACAGCUCUACAUUUAGCUGUAUUACAUCGAGGAGAUUCCCAUGAAAUAGUUAAGUGCAUGGUUGAAAAGAACAAGAAAUUACUUAGCAUUCGUUUUAACAAUGAAGAAAUUGCAAUUCCAUUUGUCUUGGCGACUAUAGAAGGAAGGGUAGCAAUGUCUCAGUAUCUCUAUUCUGCCUCUCCACUGGAAACUCUGGAGGAGCGUGCCUAUGCCGGUGUAGUUAUGUCUGCGUGUGUGGUGACAAGCCGAUUUGGUAGGUAUAAAUAA